AUGUGGGAUAUGGGUCAUAACGGCAGUGAGGGUCCUCUUGGCCGGGAAUUAGCAAGGUUCUAUGGCGUCUAUUUCGGUUUCUACGCCGGCUCUGGCAUAUUAUGUCUCCUACUCGGUAUCCUACUAUUACAGCUUCCUCACCACAUGGGUCUAGGAGAAUACAAGGGAUUGACGUUCUGGGCUCUUGGUAUGUUAGAAGCUUACGGUUACGUCGACUUCGUAAUGUAUAUAUCGGCUCCGAGGAUAGGCCCCAGAUCCACCUCUUUGGUAACAGGAUUCGCUCUCUUGGUUGAUGGUUGUAUAGCCCUCAUGUAUGGUUAUCUCGUUUACCGAGGAGUCUGCAGGCUGAGAACAGUGCCGUCGCAUUAG
This is a messenger RNA of Perkinsus marinus ATCC 50983, 369 nucleotides long. RefSeq lists its product as hypothetical. The record is from RefSeq and is a predicted model, not a curated record. The transcript is spliced from 5 exons. NCBI's taxonomy places the organism in Eukaryota, Perkinsozoa, Perkinsida, Perkinsidae. Bases 1 to 369 code for a protein of 122 amino acids.